UCGGAAAAACGACCAAUCCGGACUACAGUACCCGGCAUGCUGCGCAACUAGUGCCUCGCCGCAUGCUGGGAUAUGUAGUCUCCAUGCGCAGCCGCUGCGCCAACCACACCUCCCAUUGUCGCCUCGCUGCCGGCCUCUCGCAGCUGCUUGUCAACAAUAACCGCACGCUACGGGCGGUGGCUACGCUGCCCUGUAUUCAGAAAGGGCCUGUGCGCACUUUCCCCACGGCCCUGCUCGCCGGGGCUGGCUACAAGGGGCGUAGCCGCCGCCAUGGCCGGUUGUUGUCAGUCGCUGGCAGCGGGUUAUGGCGACGGCGGUGAAUGAAUUCUCCGGGCGGCAGAGGGAAGAAGAAGGGCUCAGCCGGCUCCAGCUCCCCGCCCCAGGCCCCCGGAGCCUCCCCCUCCUCCCCGGCCGGGCCGGCUCCCCCCCUGCAGCAGCAGCAGGCGGCGGCGGGGGCGGCCGCGGCGUCUCCCCAUAAGCGGAACCUCUAUUACUUCUCCUACCCGCUCUUCGCCGCCUUCGCGCUGCUCCGCUUCGUCGCCUUCCAGCUCGGGCUGCUCUUCGCCUGGCUCUGCGAGCGCCUCUCCCGGGGCGCCCUCAUGGCCGCCAAGGGCAGGGCCGGGGCCGGCGACGCGCCCGAGCCCGGCGGGGCGCCCGAGACGGUGCGAGCCUGUCACAAGCGAGCCUUCGAGUGCAUCUCCGUGGCGCUGCGCAUCGAUGAGGAGGAGAGAGCAGGACAAAAGGAACAAGCUGUUGAAUGGUAUAAGAAAGGAAUUGAAGAACUGGAGAAAGGAAUAGCUGUCUUAGUUAUUGGUCAAGGUGAUCAGUGUGAACGAGCUCGACGUCUGCAGUCUAAAAUGAUGACGAAUUUGGCUAUGGCAAAGGAUCGUUUGCAGCUUCUAGAGAAGCUGCAGGCAGUUUUGCAAAUUCCCAAGCCGCAAAUGGAGGUCUAUAAUGACAGUACUAACCUGGCAUGCCGCAAUGGACAUCUCCAGUCAGGUGGGUUUGGUUUCACCAGCACCGAAUUAAUCAGGGGAUGUCUGUCAGUUUCUGAAUGUGGAGCUGUUCCAAAAAAGAAGGAUCCAUUAACGCACACGAGUAAUUCCCUUCCUCGUUCAAAGACUGUUGCAGUUGCAAAAACUGGAUCCACAGGCCUUUCUGGUCAUCAUAGAACCCCUAGUUAUAGUGGGAUAUCAACUUUCUCUGUAUCUAGACAGGGAGUCAAUCCUGCAGCUUCGACACACAAGGCUACUUCAAAAAAUAGUCGAACAAACAAGCCUUCUACUCCUACAACUGCUGCUCGAAAAAAGAAAGACUUGAAGAUAUUUAGAAAUGUUGAUAGUAAUCUUGCUAAUCUAAUUCUGAAUGAAAUUGUUGACAAUGGACCAGCUGUCAAAUUUGACGAUAUCGCUGGGCAAGAGCUGGCUAAACAAGCACUGCAAGAAAUUGUUAUCCUUCCCUCCCUUAGACCUGAGUUAUUUACAGGACUUAGAGCUCCUCCACGUGGAUUAUUGCUGUUUGGCCCACCAGGAAAUGGGAAGACUAUGUUGGCCAAAGCAGUUGCUGCAGAAUCAAAUGCAACCUUCUUUAACAUAAGUGCUGCAAGCCUAACUUCAAAAUAUGUAGGUGAGGGGGAGAAACUGGUGCGUGCUCUUUUUGCUGUAGCCAGAGAACUUCAGCCGUCUAUAAUUUUUAUAGAUGAAGUUGAUAGCCUUUUAUGCGAAAGAAGAGAAGGUGAACAUGAUGCUAGUAGGCGUCUAAAAACAGAAUUUUUAAUAGAAUUUGAUGGCGUACAGUCUUCCGGAGAGGACAGGAUACUUGUAAUGGGGGCAACUAACAGGCCACAGGAGCUGGAUGAUGCUGUUCUCAGACGAUUCACCAAACGGGUGUAUGUAUCUUUACCAAAUGAAGAGACAAGAUUGGUUUUACUAAAAAAUCUUUUAAGCAAGCAAGGAAGUCCAUUGACCCAAAAAGAGCUGGCACAACUAGCCAGAAUGACAGAUGGAUACUCAGGAAGUGACUUAACUGCAUUAGCAAAGGAUGCAGCACUGGGCCCUAUUCGAGAACUAAAACCAGAACAGGUAAAGAAUAUGUCUGCCAGUGAGAUGAGGAAUAUCAGAUUGUCCGAUUUCACAGAGUCUUUGAAGAAGAUAAAGCGCAGUUUGAGCCCUCAAACCCUGGAUGCAUAUAUUCGCUGGAACAAGGACUUUGGUGAUACUACAGUUUGAAGAGCUGCUGUAUAAAAGUGAGGAGAAAGUGCUGCCUGCAAUGACUAAUUGAUACAGACUGUGGAAAUGCAGCCAGAGUUUACAGGACUUCACAGAUCUUUAAAUAUCUGCACGGGCAACUUGAGAUUGAUUGAAAAAGAAAAAUUAUACAAUGUGAAAAGUGUUGAUUAAGGCCUCCGUGCCUUUUUAGUCAGGAUUUACUCACAGGGCAUGUAAGUUAAAGCACAAUAAGACCUGGGGUAAGACUUCUAGCAAUCUAAUCAUGGUAUGAACAUUAAUUUGUGUAUUUUGUUGGCGAUAUAAGGUCCAAUUGUAUUGACUGUUGAAAGAUUUAUACUCUUAGUUUUUUUUUAAAUUUUUCUCAUGACAUUUACUUUUCCUGCUCUCUACCUGGUAACUACUAACUUAUAACUGGAACUUUGUAAAUUUUUGUUUCAAUUUUUAAUAUUUUUAUCCAUACUGUGCCAAAUAAGCCAUUUCCCUCUGCAACAGGAAGAACAGCAUUGGGAAUUAGCAUUAUUUAAAAAAAAAAAUCCAAAUAGAAAGCAGCUGGUCUGCUACUACCUUGUCUUUUGUCUGGUUAUAGUGUGACCAUACAGUUCACAGAACAGUUUUUAAAAAAAGACCUUUGGUAGCAGAACAGCAAAAAUCCUAUCAAACCAGUUGAAAUUAAUAAAAAAUUACAACAUUAUAAAAUUGCUAUACUAAGCCAUUUUUGCCAGCGGUAUUUUCUUUACUUCAUUUGUAAAGCUUCCACUGUAGAAUGUUGGUUUAUUCUUAUGGUGUGUUAACUUCUACUUGAAGCCCAACUGAUUUUUGGAGAGAAUAAAUGAUGCUGUCAAAUUGUGAAGUUUUAGAACUAGUGUUUCUACUCUGUAUUAGUUUGUCUGUUUACAAUAACUAAAAGUUUGUUUCCAUUCUGGUCUUUGCUUUUUUUAAUUUACAGAGGAGAGCAUUAAAAUAAGUGGCUAGAUAUUUAAUACAUAGCACACACUAACAUUUUUAUACCUUUCAUGUGCUUUGGUUUGUAUACUAAGAUCUAAAAUAAACUCAACUGAUCUGCUUUUUUAAAAAGUAAAAUAACUACAUUCCUUAAAAAAAACCUGAAUUUUUAUUAAAUAAAUGACAUACUGUAGUAAAUACAAACACUUAAAUCAUGGUCUUUAAAUAUUUAAAUAAAGGGAAAUGCAUAUUUGGCCUGUACUGCAUAUGGGCAACAUUUUGUUUACAAACUUCAUGGUCAACAUUUUGUUUACAAACUCUACUGUGGAGCUAAACUAUGAUUAAAACAUCAUGAGAAAAUGUUUGUAGAAAGGCAUCCUGUGACAGCUUUGAUAAACAUUUUUCUUCAGUAAUUAAAAAAAACAAAACCUCCCUACACUUGUGAAGAUUUUGCUACAAAAAUAGUGCGUGGAUUUUUACUGUCAGUAAUUGUUUAAGAAACCUGUUUAUACAGCUUGUUUGUAGUUUUUCUUUGGAAAUUGGAAACUGAGUUUUCUAUUAAGGUUGUCAUGAAAAUACUUUUCUUAAUGCUUCAGGGAGGGAGAAGUCAAAACACUGCAGACAGUUGAUCUUAUAGUUUUAGCUAUAAAAAGAACUAGCUGAUGUAGACCUAGGGUGCUUACAGUUCUACAACAGAGCCCUCUUUUAUCCAUUGCACAAUAUCAGGAAGUAUAUGACAGCAGAAGCUCUGUCAGUUGUUCAGAGGCGUAAACAUGAUUGUUCUAUUCAUGUCUGAAGAACUGCAGAGAUGGCUUAAUAUUACAAAAAUCAGUUAAGGCAAUAGGAGGUGAUAAGAAAUAGAGGCACUGUUACACUGAAAUGCCUUUUAAAGAGUAUAACCAGUUUGAUUAGAAAACUUCAAGAGUGCAAAGUGUCUCAAAUGUGUGUCAUACAUAAUUAAGGUAUGUCGGUUCUGUUCCCCUGAGCCGCCUCUCAGGACAGCUUGGAAAGGUAGCCACUGCCAGUGGCAUUAUAGGAUUUCAAUGCCUUAGCUUUCUAAAGAGACUUCUUUUAAUAAUUCCAGUUUGGGUUCUCUUCUGCCUUAGAAUUGUGAAGCACCUGUUUUGCACUGCCAGGUAAUUCAGUCAUAGGUUUCAUCGCUAAGGUUGGAUAGUACUUCUUGGUUAAUACCUCUUCGUUAAUUAGUCAGACCUCUUAAGACCCCUCAUUUCUCUUUCCAUGAAAUUGUGUAAUCUUGUCUCGAGCACCUUAUCUAAAAUAAAAACUAUUUACCUAAAGUAGUAAUUAUUGCACCAUA
Molecule: messenger RNA, 4488 nt
Organism: Mauremys reevesii (Reeves's turtle)
Lineage: Eukaryota; Metazoa; Chordata; Testudines; Geoemydidae
Gene: SPAST
Product: spastin
Exons: 17
Coding region: 321-2228 (635 amino acids)
Cellular component (GO): microtubule cytoskeleton
Molecular function (GO): microtubule severing ATPase activity; ATP binding; ATP hydrolysis activity
Source: RefSeq, a predicted model, not a curated record